Messenger RNA from Micropterus salmoides (largemouth bass), 3248 nucleotides. Its product is annotated as lysophosphatidic acid receptor 6-like. Gene Ontology annotation, molecular function: lysophosphatidic acid receptor activity. Gene Ontology annotation, cellular component: membrane. The transcript has a single exon. Gene Ontology annotation, biological process: phospholipase C-activating G protein-coupled receptor signaling pathway; positive regulation of Rho protein signal transduction. NCBI's taxonomy places the organism in Eukaryota, Metazoa, Chordata, Actinopteri, Centrarchiformes, Centrarchidae. The record is from RefSeq and is a predicted model, not a curated record. Bases 1570 to 2664 code for a protein of 364 amino acids.
UAUAUUAUCUCAAUAACUUCGUGAAGAGCCCACCUGCUUGGUUUUACCCAGAGCAACAAUUGUAUCCAUGACAGAAUAUCAGUGCAAUCAGCAAACAUUUAUAAAUGUUACACACCAAACUUCCUUUGCAAAACCCAACUGCUUAUUAUCAGUCCAUAACUAUGGACUGAUAAUACAUCUGUUCCUUAUCUGUUAUGUUGACCCGAGGCCACUCCCUCUAGUAUCCCAUCUGAUUUCAGUGAAAGUCCUGGAAAUCUCCCUAACUGAGACCAAAUAAUCAUUUUAUUUAAAAAUAAAAAAAUCCAACACAGAUGAAUCCACACCUACACUCCCAUAAUAUCCUUGGCACUUGUCAAACAGCAUCUAAGUCAAGACUAAAAGACAUGAAGACCAGUGGUGCAUGUGAAUACCAGCAUGUACCACCAUGACAAAAUUCAACAAUGAGAUCAUACAGGGUGUGGUUAACUACUCAGCGAGUUACACAGGGACAGCAGGUAUGGACUUGCUAUUAGCACAUCCUACGGGACAUAAAUGCCACUCCCGGAUGACGCCACAGAAACAUUUCAAAAGCAAACUUUUAUUUGAUUGUUCUAACUGCAUUCAGUGACGUUUAAUGGAUGUCAACACUGCAAUGUUUAUAUUCGGUUCAGCAAAGUCAUUGCUUAAGAGUCCUGUGUUCAUGGUCAACUUAAGAUGCAUGUUUAACUUGAACAGUGAAAGUGAAACAACCCAAAUGAUCACAGGCAUAUAAAGAAAACAUGAUAAAGCCAUAUACUGCAUUAGCAGGCAGACAAAUCUCCGGUUACUACACCAAAUGCUGUGAUGUUUUGGGAGGUUGAUCUAGAUACAACCAUAGCAGUCAAGAAACCUUAAUUUAAGUUUCUAACUGAAAUGAAAAUUCACAAAGAUUACACUAAUUUCUGAGUCUGAUUAGUUAAAUUUCAGAUAAGCGCUAAGACAAAGCAGUGAUGGGAGGACUCUGGCCCUGGUGGAGGCUCCUCCCUCUGUGUUUCAACAGUCCAGUGAGUUCAUUAUGGCUCUGACUUGCAGCCUGCCUCGAGGUUUCUGAUUUACAGUCAGACAGGAGCAGAGGAAAACUUCUGGAGCAUAAGUGUAAAGAUCAACAUGCACCACAAGGACUGCUACAGGAACAGACAAGAGAACAAGGGAAGGAAAGACCCACUCAGCGGUUCACAGAGUUAAGGAAAGGCACAUGACUUUUAUCUCAAAAGGGAUAAAUAUUUCAGCUGUGAAAGACAAGUGGAAAAGACUGAAAGCUUCACUCACAUGAGGAUUAUUGGAUGUGCAGACAGCUUUCACAUACAGAAACUUUGGAUACUAAUACAGGUAUUUUGUGGAGUUGCUGUAUACUUUCUCAGUAUUUCGUAACUUAAAACCACACAAACUGAGCAUUCUUCAGUAUUUUGACUGUUUUUCCUACCCAAAUGAAAUGAACAUUUUCCCUGCACAUGGCUGGAUUAACAAGUUGAACGUGGAUUUUUAUGACUGAUACAAGUAUACGAACCUUUUUACUCUGUAAAUGUUCCAAACUUAUCAGCCUGGUCAAAAAUGUAUGAUAGCACCCCUCACACUUAUAAUAUCAGUACUCAAGAUGACACGGAUUGCAACAAGAGUGAUGACUUCAAGUACUCAAUGUAUAGCUGGGUUUUCAGCCUGGUGUUUGUAGCUGGACUUAUCUUCAACUUGGUGGCUGUGUACAUUUUUGGCUGUACACUGAAGCUGCGGAAUGAGACCACGACAUACAUGAUGAACCUUGUUGUUUCAGACUUUCUCUUUGUCCUCAGCCUGCCUUUUCGGAUUGUUUACUUCAUUGAACGCGAGUGGCUAUUUGGAAGUGUGCUCUGCAAGAUCUCUGUGGCCUUGUUCUACACAAACAUGUAUGGCAGCAUCCUCUUCCUCACCUGCAUCAGUGUUGACCGUUUCCUGGCCAUUGUGCACCCGUUCCGGUCGCAAGCAAUUCGAACUAAGAGGAAUGCCAAACUGGCCUGCUGUACAGUGUGGGUGAUGGUUCUUUGUGGAAGUAUACCCACGGGGUUCCUUUUGGAUACCACUUCACCCAAAAAUGCCAACUCCUCUAACUUCUGCUUUGAAAAUUACUCCAAAAAACAGUGGGAGGCUAAGCUUUCCAAGGUGGUGGUGUUUAUUGAGACUGUGGGCUUCAUUAUUCCAUUAAUGGUCAAUGUUUUCUGCUCGGUCAUGGUGCUACGGACAUUGAGGAAACCCCAAACUAUCAGCCGUGGAGGGAACCUAAACAAGACAAAAAUCUUGAGAAUGAUCAUUGUGCAUCUGCUCAUCUUCUGCUUCUGUUUCAUACCCUACAAUGUUAACCUCAUCUUCUAUGCUAUGGUCCGCUCCAAUGUCCUAAAGGGCUGCUACAUAGAAAAUGUGGUCAGAACCAUCUACCCCAUUGCUUUGUGCAUAGCAGUGAGCAACUGCUGUUUUGAUCCAGUCAUUUACUACUUCACUUCAGAGACCAUUCAGAGCUCCCUCAAACGCAAGUCCAGAGUAUGGCACAACGGUGCCAAGCUAUUCAACAGACUACAGACGGAAAGCCCACAAAGCAGUCCAAAUACAACACGAAUAACCCUGCCCCUGAGGAUUCACCCGAUAUCCGAAAUGUUUAACAAUGAGUCUACAGUCUAGUGACAAGUUUAAUAAUUCAGUGAAUAUUGCAGGUGAAACUUGUGAAACUUCAAUCAGAGAACGUAGGUGGAAGCAGAGUUGACUUGAUAAGACAAGCGGUUACUUAGGAGUCACUUUCUUGUCUACUGGACACCACAAAGACUUUAGACUGGGACUGAUCCCUUUCCAGUCAAUAAAAGGGUGGAACAAGUCAAAGAGAAAACAUGUGUGUGUUGCAGCAUAAAUACCAGUGACAAGUGACAAUACACAGCACACAAGUUAGAAAAUUAUUAUUGAAUGAGUUUAUAAUGUAUAUUAAUGGAAAAGACAGGUGUGUAUGCCAUUGUGAUAUGCGUGGUGCUGCAAAUAAGUAUGAGCUUUUGCACAUAAGACAUUGUAACAUAUAACUGUAGUGUUUUGCAGAUUCUCCUUAAGGAAAGUUCUGGCAAUGCUGAACCAGUAUUACUACUCUUUUUAUGUACUGUACAGUUUCAGUGUAGUUGUGGCCUCACUUAGGCAUUUAGUACUUUGUGGAGUAGCAUGUUUUAUAACAGAUUUGACCCCUUAUACUGAAAGCAUAUAAAAGACUUCUUAACGGAAAAAAA